This is a messenger RNA of Dovyalis caffra, 2436 nucleotides long. The record is from the annotation of a GenBank genome assembly. NCBI's taxonomy places the organism in Eukaryota, Viridiplantae, Streptophyta, Magnoliopsida, Malpighiales, Salicaceae.
AUGGCAAACCCUAGGUUGGAACGAAUUCCCAGCAUGAGGGAGUGCGUGCAGGACACUCUCUCUGCUCACCGUAAUGAACUUGUCUCUCUCCUCUCCAGGUAUGUGGAUCAGGGAAAAGGAAUUUUGCAUCCCCAUAAUCUGAUAGAUGAACUGGACAAUAUUAUGUGCGAUGAGGAAGCAAGGCAGAAGCUCAAAGAUGGUCCAUUUAGUGAAGUUCUCAAAACUGCUCUGGAAGCCAUAGUUCUGCCUCCUUUUGUGGCUAUAGCCAUUCGUCCGAGACCUGGAGUUUGGGAAUAUGUCCGUGUUGAUGUCUAUCAACUAAAUGUGGAGGAAUUGACUGUUUCUCAAUAUCUUCGCUUCAAAGAAGAACUUGUUGAUGGCCCGUCUAAUGAUCCUUACGUGCUUGAGCUUGAUUUUGAGCCAUUCAAUGCCACUUUUCCUCGUCCCACACGGUCUUCAUCCAUUGGCAACGGUGUCCAAUUCCUCAACCGACAUCUUUCUUCGAAUAUGUUUCGUAAUAAAGACACUUUGGAACCAUUACUUGAUUUCCUUCGAGCCCACACAUACAAAGGGCAUGCCUUAAUGUUGAAUGAUCGGAUAAAAAACAUAUCCCGGCUUCAGUCUGCUCUUAUUAAGGCAGAAGAGUAUAUUUCAAAGCUCCCAUCUAAUACACCGUUUUCUGAAUUUGAAUAUGCAUUACAGGGAAUGGGUUUUGAGAAAGGGUGGGGUGAUACUGCAGCUCGGGUAGUGGAGAUGAUGCAUCUUCUCUUGGACAUACUCCAAGCUCCUGAUCCCUCAACUUUAGAGACAUUCCUUGGGAGAAUACCAAUGGUAUUCAAUGUAGUCAUUUUUUCUCCACAUGGAUACUUUGGGCAAGCAAAUGUUUUAGGUUUGCCUGACACUGGUGGGCAGGUUGUGUAUAUCCUGGACCAAGUUCGUGCACUAGAGAAUGAAAUGCUUCUUAGAAUACAGAAACAGGGGUUGGACAUUCAGCCUAAGAUUCUAAUUGUGACCAGGUUAAUACCUGAUUCAAAAGGGACUACCUGCAACCAGCGUCUGGAAAGGGUCAGUGGAACAGAACAUACGCAUAUUCUGCGAGUACCAUUUAGAUCAGAGCAUGGAAUUCUCCGUAAAUGGAUCUCAAGGUUUGAUGUAUGGCCAUAUUUGGAGACAUUUGCUGAGGAUGCAGCCAGUGAAAUGGUAGCUGAGUUACAGGGCAUCCCUGAUUUUAUUAUUGGCAACUACAGUGAUGGGAACCUCGUUGCAUCCUUGUUGGCUCACAAGAUGGGUGUUACACAGUGCACUAUUGCCCAUGCCUUGGAGAAAACAAAGUAUCCAGAUUCAGAUAUUUAUUGGAAAAAAUUUGAUGAUAAAUAUCACUUCUCAUGUCAAUUCACUGCUGAUGUAUUAGCCAUGAACAACGCCGAUUUUAUCAUCACAAGUACUUAUCAAGAGAUUGCAGGAACGAAGACUACUGUUGGACAGUAUGAGAGCCACACUGCUUUCACUCUUCCAGGGCUAUAUCGGGUUGUUCAUGGCAUCGAUGUAUUUGAUCCAAAGUUCAAUAUUGUUUCUCCUGGGGCCGAUAUGGCCAUCUACUUCCCAUACUCCGACCAGCAGAAAAGACUUACAGCCCUACAUGGUUCAAUAGAAAAGAUGUUAUAUGAUCCUGAGCCGACUGAUGAGUGGAUUGGUACACUGACCGACAAGUCAAAGCCCAUAAUAUUUUCCAUGGCAAGGCUGGACCAGGUCAAGAACAUGACAGGAUUGGUAGAGUGCUAUGGUAAGAAUGCCAAACUAAGGGGCCUGGUGAACCUUGUCGUGGUGGCUGGUUACAUUGAUGUUAAGAAGUCCAAAGACAGGGAAGAAAUUGAGGAGAUUGAGAAGAUGCAUGAACUAAUGAAGAAAUACAAGUUAGAUGGACAAUUUCGCUGGAUAACAGCUCAAACAAAUCGAGCACGUAAUGGUGAGCUCUAUCGCUACAUAGCAGACACCAAAGGAGCCUUUGUGCAGCCUGCUUUUUAUGAAGCCUUUGGACUCACUGUUGUGGAGGCCAUGACUUGCGGCCUUCCAACGUUUGCCACUUGCCAUGGUGGUCCUGCAGAGAUUAUUGAACAUGGUGUAUCAGGAUUCCAUAUUGAUCCAUAUUAUCCUGAUCAGGCUGCUGCACUUAUGGCAGAUUUCUUUGAAAAGUGUAAGGAGGAUCCAAGCUACUGGAAAAAAAUAUCUGAUGCUGGGCUUCAACGGAUUUAUGAAAGAUAUACAUGGAAGAUAUACUCUGAAAGGCUAAUGACAUUGGCUGGGGUAUAUGGUUUUUGGAAGUACGUUUCCAAACUUGAGAGGCGCGAGACCCGAAGAUAUCUUGAGAUGUUCUACAUUCUCAAGUACCGUCAUUUGGUGAAAACUGUACCUUUGUCAAUAGAGGACCGACAUUAA